Lathyrus sativus (Indian pea) is the source of this 843-nucleotide messenger RNA. NCBI's taxonomy places the organism in Eukaryota, Viridiplantae, Streptophyta, Magnoliopsida, Fabales, Fabaceae. The record is from the annotation of a GenBank genome assembly.
AUGGGAAGGCAACCUUGUUGUGAGAAAGUGGGAUUGAAAAAAGGGCCAUGGACUGCUGAGGAAGACAACAAGCUCAUCACUUUCAUCCUCACUAAUGGUCAAUGCUGCUGGAGGGCUGUCCCUAAAUUGGCAGGGUUAUUAAGGUGCGGAAAAAGUUGUAGACUUAGAUGGACAAAUUACUUGAGACCGGAUUUAAAAAGAGGACUUUUAUCAGAAUAUGAAGAAAAAAUGGUCAUUGAUCUUCAUGCUCAACUUGGGAACAGAUGGUCUAAGAUUGCUUCUCAUCUACCAGGAAGAACAGAUAAUGAGAUAAAAAAUCAUUGGAACACUCACAUAAAGAAAAAGCUCAAGAAAAUGGGGGUUGACCCUAUCACUCACAAACCACUAAAUAGUACUACAAUUAUUCAAACUCAAAAUCAACAACUACACCAACCGAUAGAAGAAAAACAACAAAACCAACAACCUUUGACAAUUGACAAUGACACAAAGAUUGAGAAGCAAGAGACUUCAAUUGAGUCAUCAAGUAACAUUGAAAUGAAAGAAAAAUGUGAAACUACAAUAACACCCUUAUUUGACACAAUGGAGUUAAUUGAUGGUUUUUGUAUAGAUGAGGUUCCAAUGAUAGAACCUAAUGAGAUUAUAGUGUCUAAUUCAUCUUCAUCAACCUCUUCAUCAUCUACAUCAAAUUCAACCAAUUUUCUUGAAGAUCUCCAACUCCCUGAUUUUUGGGAUGAUGACUUUAUUAGUAGCUUGAAUUUUCUGAUUAAUGAUGAUAAUAAUGGUGAAAGCAAGCAAGCAUUUGAUGAGAUGAUUGUGGAUUCAGAAUCUUGGGCAUAUAUGUAG